AAGCAUAUGAAACGGUAAAGUAUAAAAGGCACAAAAAUGACAAAGUAAGUCAUUCGAUAACUGGUUGAGUGGAGAGGAACUACUUUGAAAAAUGAAACUUUUCUUCUUUGCUACUGUCGUGGCAGUUUUCUGCGUACAGGCUCUACAUGGUACUCCUGUGGCGAAUUACCGUACAACAACAUCUAAUAUAGAAGAUUUACCUCCGGAACUUAGACAACUCUUAGAAAAAGCUGAAGGUAAAAGUGGCCAAUACUCUUACUCCUAUUCGUCUGGUGGAAAAUCUAUCGGUGGACAAACAAGCGGAAACCAAUUCACCUCUGGGGGACCAUCUGAUAAUGGUGUCAUAUAUUCAUUUCAACAAUCAUCCAAUAGCGGAGGAUCAUCUCAUGGUGGACAAUUUAACGGAGGAGCCUCUGGUGGACAAUUUAACGGAGGAGCAUCUGGUGGACAAUUUAACGGAGGAGCCUCUGGUGGACAAUUUAACGGAGGAGUCUCUGGUGGACAAUUUAACGGAGUAGUCUCUGGUGGACAAUUUAACGGAGGAGCCUCUGGUGGACAAUUUAACGGAGGAGCCUCUGGUGGACAAUUUAACGGAGGAGCCUCUGGUGGACAAUUUAACGGAGGAGCCUCUGGUGUACACUUUAACGGAGGAGCCUCUGGUGGACAAUAUAACUCCGGUAGCGCAACUGUCAACGGAGGCACCACUGGGUCGUCCACAAUCACUAAUGGAGGCACCAGCGGAUCAACCAUAUUCACCUCUGAGUCAACCACAAUCAUCAAUGGAGCUACCUCCAGCACAGUCACUGACGGAACAACCACCACUGACGGAACAACCACCACUGACGGAACAACCACCACUGACGGAACAACCACCACUGACGGAACAACCACCACUGACGGUACAACCACCACUGACGGAACAACCACCACUGCCGGAACAACCACCACUGACGGAACAACCACCAAUGACGGAACAACCACCAAUGACGGAACAACCACCACUGACGGAACAGCCACCACUGCCGGAACACCCAUCAUUGUCGGAACAACCACCACUGACGUAACAACCACCACUGACGGAACAACCACCACUGACGUAACAACCACCACUGACGGAACAAUCACCACAACGGUCAUUGAGGGCGGUUCAACGAUCAUUGAAGGCUCUGCACCUUGCGGUUGUGGUAAUAAAGACGGUCACGGUCACUAUGACUUCAAUAUCGAUGACUUCGAUCUAAGCACAAUCGAUUUAGAAGACUUCAGCUCUCAAUCGACCUUAAUUCAGAAAAAGUACGACGGAGAGUGCGAGAAACGAGUCGCAAGACUUAACAAUGACAACGAUAAGCUUACAAAUCAAUUGAAAAAUGCUAACAAAUCUAUUGCAAAAUUAACUGAAAAAAAUAAUUGGUUUUUGGGUGAACUAGAACAAUGCAGAGACGAAUAUAAUUGCAUGUCUGAUGAUUUCGGAAUCUUGUCGAUCGACAUUAAAAUUUGGAUGAAGAAAUAUCAAUUAGCUUACGCCGAACUGACAAAAUUGAAAACUGUAAUAAUUGCGGCAAACAACGACAUUUUGUCAUGUAAGACAAAGGCAGAAAGUUUGUACAUCGAAUACACCAAAGCCAUCCAAAUUAACGUUCAAAAUACCAACAUCAUCAACGAAUACACCACAACAAUUACGAACCUUCGCCAGACAAUCAGCGAAAUUAACAUUAAAAUUAACAACUGCGGAUCAGAAUCUGGUGAAUGGAAAAGGAAGUACGAAGCUGAAUUGAGUAACAGUGCUUCGUUAUCGGUAAUCAUCAGCAACUAUGAAAUCAAAAUUGCUGACUUGAAGUCCGAGAACGAAAAAUUGACCAACAAUCUAUCCGGUUGUCAAGGCAAAAAUCACCAGUAUGAUAUAGAUAUUGAUGGAUUUAAGAACACUAUCUCCGAAAUGACUAAAGAAAAUUCCAAGAUCACCACCGACUUGAAUAACUGCAACGUAUCUCUUAACCAGUUGACUAUUGACUGGAACGUAGAUGAACUAGAAGAUUUAGCUAACAAAGCAGUUCUAGACCAACGAACGCUUGAACUAGGAGAAUGCAACAUUAGAAUUAGUCAAUUGGAAAUUGAUUGGCAAACCGAAAAAGCUCGUGCUAAUGACUUAGGCGAUGAUAUCGUUAGAAUUCGUGGCCAAUGUCAAGAUAAAUACGACCAAUACGACAUCGAAAUUUCUCAAUUGAACAUAUCAUUCCAAGAACGAUUAGAUCAAUGCCAAGUCGAGCUUUCAACCGAACGAAACACCGUUGUCAAUAUCAAUAUCGAUAUUACCAACAUUCGAAACGACCUCAUUGACAUCACGAAUAAAUUGACCACGGCUAACCAGAUUUCAUCCGAAUGGGAGGCGAAGAGCCAACAAUGUGAACUCACUGCAAUCACUCUAAACGAUACAAUUCAGAUCUUGAGAAAUACUAUUGAUGAAACCAACGGGCAGCUUAACACUUGCGUCGAAAAUGGCAACAACCUACAAGGUGAAUUGACUACAUGCCAAGAAAGCAAUGCCGAAUGUGAAGAAAAUCUCGCUGAUUCUGAGAAGGAAGUCGUCGAUAGAGAUGCCACCAUUGAGGGAUUGUUGAGUGAUAUCACAGACCUUACAGAUGACAAUGCAACGUGCAACAGCGAACUUGGUAAUUUACGUUGUGCCAUCAAUAAAUUCCUACCAGUCAUCGAAAAUGCAGAAAAUAAUGCUAAGAACCUACUUCUCGAUAUUGAGGGCAUUCUCGACGAGAACAAGAAUAACCUCAGCAACUUCGUUGGUGGUCAAGAUCUUACAUGUGAAACGUGCGGAGCCGAUGCUCCAUGUAUCCAGGUUGCAGCUUAAAUUCAGCAGUAGGAUGAGGAGGACGUUUAAUGAAUUAACUAAUUUCUUUUAUUGAAUCAUUUCUUUUUUGUCAAAAUUUCAUGCAAUAAACUUUUUGGGGUAAAUAUUA
Bradysia coprophila is the source of this 2969-nucleotide messenger RNA. RefSeq lists its product as uncharacterized. The record is from RefSeq and is a predicted model, not a curated record. Lineage: Eukaryota; Metazoa; Arthropoda; Insecta; Diptera; Sciaridae.